AUGCAGUUUUCCGCCGUACGGCCGCCCGCCGGCAAUGAGUUGUUAGUGUCGGCGCGCGGCGGGUGGCGGGAGCGGCGGCGCGGCAGUAGCGGCAGCAUGGGCGGCGCACGUAGCCUGGCGCUGCUGCUGCUAGCAGCGCUACUGGCGGCCGCCGGUCCCGUGCCCGACCCGCCCGCAUCGCCCCGGACACGUGCCGCUCGCGCCAGCUGGGAGGUGUCGCCGAGUCCGCCGGGUGUGGAGAGCGUGGGUGUGCCGCUAGAUGCGCUGGAGGGCGCGCUGGACACGCCGGACGCGCUGGACGCGGCGCUGGGCGCGGAGGAGGCGCCGGCGUGGCGCGAGCUAUGGUACGCGUCGCUGGAGGCGCGACGCCGGCAGCCUGUGCUCAACGCCUCGCGCGAGGACGUACUGGCGCAGCUUGGCUCCACCGCCUUCCUGCACUGCCCCGUGAGGCACCUCGGCGAGCGUGGCAUCUCAUGGGUGCGGAGACGAGACUGGCACAUCAUCAGCUCCGGCCUCUUCAUGUAUACGAAUGACGAGCGCUUCCAGGUUUUACACAGCGAGGGUUCGGACGACUGGACGCUGCAGAUCAAGUUCGUGCAGAAGCGCGACAACGGCACGUACGAGUGCCAGGUUUCCACCGCGCAGGGCCCGCUGUCGCGGCUGGUCGCCCUGCACGUGCUCGUGCCCGAGGCCUUUAUCCUCGGCGCCGACGAGCAUCACGUGGACGCCGGCUCCACCAUCAGCCUCGUGUGCAUCAUAGAGAAGAGCCCAGUGCCGCCUCAAUACGUGUUCUGGUACCACAACGAGCGCAUGAUCAACUACGACGCGUCGCGCGGCGUGGCGGUGGCGACGGCGCCGGGCGCGCGCACGCAGUCGUCGCUCACCAUCCGCGACGCCGCGCCGCGCCACUCCGGCAACUACUCCUGCCGCGCGCCCAACACCGAGCCCGCCGCCAUCUACGUCUACGUCUCCGAAGGCAGCGACAAGAUGGCGGCGACGUUGUCGCGGUCGCGCGGCGCGCGGCUGCGGGUGACCGCGGGCGCCGCGCUGCUGCCGCUGCUGGUCGCCGCCGCCACCGCCACCGCCACCGCCACCGCCACCGCCACCGCCGCCGCCACCCUCGCCACCCUCGCCACCCUCGGCGCCGGCGGGCGCCCGUGAAACGCGCAGCCACACCACAUUCAAUAUUACUAUUGAAUUGAACUAUGUUAAAUCGUGUUAUCAACGAUCACUUGUCCGAUAUUUGUAUUAAUAUGAAGAGUUUAUCUAGUCUGUAAAUAUUAAAGCGGUCGGAGGUGUAAAUAAUUAUAUUAGGUAACUAAUUCCGGUAAAUCUAUUUCGUUGGUAGAUAAGUGUUAUCUACCUCCGUGUACAUAUUAAUGUUAAGAAUUUGAUCUGCAUUAUUGCAGUCGGUUUCUGACUCGUUUUUUAUCACGUUGAGCGGUGCCAAGUGCCGCCGUGGUCAUUCAUUGCGGAUCACCCGAAAAGCGAUACAAUGUUUUAAAUAGGCAAUUUGAACGGCACCGUCAUAAAAGACGUCACCGAGUACCAUUAGAAUGAGGUAUCGCGAGCGUGCUCGCGUCCUGCCGCAUCUCGUGGUUCUUUCGCGUAUCACCACAACAAGUAUUACUUAUACAACAAGAAUUUCUCUAAUCUGUCGCCUUCCAUAGAUUUAUACCUUACAAAAAUAAAUUAUUACAAAGUGUCA
This is a messenger RNA of Cydia strobilella, 1708 nucleotides long. RefSeq lists its product as uncharacterized. The transcript is spliced from 7 exons. NCBI's taxonomy places the organism in Eukaryota, Metazoa, Arthropoda, Insecta, Lepidoptera, Tortricidae. The record is from RefSeq and is a predicted model, not a curated record. Gene Ontology annotation, biological process: synapse organization. The coding region runs from base 1 to 1161 and encodes 386 amino acids. Gene Ontology annotation, cellular component: neuron projection membrane.